GUCAGUAGUAAUCUGCUGAGCAGUGAGGAAGAAGCAGGUAUAGAGAGAGAGAGAAAGAGAGAGCCAAGCCAAGCGACUGGCCUAUUACACACACUGACACACUCGAAGUAUAGUACCAGUGUGAUAAAGGGCUUGAAUAUCGAGUGUCACUUCGGAUACUGAAACAAGUUGACCGUUUCUAAGCGGGGAAUAGAUUUAUAUUUUUUGUUUUCUGUUCAGUGCAGGUUAAUUAGUGCAGGUGCUCGACACUGUCGGUUCUGCAAGUGAAGAAUAUAUAUACGAAGGAGGGUUGAAUGAUAACGGUGUCAUUCCAUUAGAUUCUUUAUCAGUGAUCUGUCCUCCUGACACAAUUGCAAAUUAGUAUUCCGGAUUCCUGUCGAGGGGGAGCCUACUAGAUACUUACUAGGGCAGGGCCAAGUUGGAAUCGCAUCUCGCAGGUGUAUACAGAGGAGCAGAGGAGCGUUUCUCUCGUCGGAGAACCAUCAAAGAGGAACUGGUACAAUGGUCUCUCAUCUAACGCUAAGACUGCUCCUGACGGUGGCGGCGCUGGCGAGCAUGGUGCUUGCGACCAUAGACAUGGCGAAGCUCUGGGGAGCCGACGGAGGAUCGCAAGUCACAUCGUCAACACUGGCUUGGGUCAAGGGAGAAAGGUCGAAGAUUCCCGAACACUCCGUGCCCGUCACUCUGGAGAACCCCUUGGGGCCAUUCUGGUGCCGAGGAAGGCACCGGGGCCAGUACGUACCGGGAGCACUUCAAGACGACGGUACCUGCAUGGUGCCCUUCCUAGGGAAGGCUCAUGUCCUGGAGAAAUUCGACAUCCUCGUCUCCCUCAACGGGUCGGCGCGGCUUCAUCUUAUGCCCUGGGACAAGUACAUGGCCAAGCCUGAAAAGGGUGUCCUCACGCCAGACUUGAUGCUAGCCAUGGUACCCAUGAGUUCGGAUCCAGACUCACCCAUGCUCCCGGGGCACGUAGGCCCCGACCAGCGUUUUAGGAAGGCGUGGCUCCUAAAUGGCACUUCCACCAUACGGGUUGAGAAGGCUUACCUCCUGGUAGAAGAAGAACCUUCCAGUUACUCUCUAGAUAAUAUUGUCUUGGAUGAAGCUCGCGUGCUGCUGAACGAAACCAAGAUCCCCCUGACAAAAGCCACUCUAGAAAACAACGGCGAGGUCGAACAGAAUGUCUCUGCGCUGGUGACCUACGAAGUUCGGGAGAGGCAGUACUGGGGAAGGGUCAAGGGUACUGUGACUGCUCUGAGAGCCAUCAUCACAAAUCCCAAGGAUGCCCCGGUAGCCAUGCCCUCUCCUGGUACUCCCAUGUCUCUUAUGUGGGGCAUUGAUAAUUCCCUGGCUAGAGUUGACACUGCAACACUUAUACACACACUCCCUCCUGGGGUGGGAGUUGAGGUGACUCUAGAAGGAACAUCAAGGCACUUUGAGGCACCUUACUCCGGAACCCUCACAGCACACUACGCUGACGGCACCAAGCAAGCAAGGAGCAUCUUCUCCCUCCACAUACAUGAGGCUCUUGUGGGGGUACUGGCAGUGUACCAACGUUACUACUACAUUACUAAUGGAACUGAAGUUACUGAAAUGCCUUCAACCUCAGACACCCUGUAUGAGCUGACCACAACAACUACCACUACCACAACAACUACCACCACCACAACCACCACCACGACUACCACCACAACAACCACACCACCUCCUACAACCACAGAACCACCUACAACAACUCCCACGACGGAGGUGCCGACCACCGAAGUCCCGCUGGAACCGUACAUCGACAGCGCCUUCCACCCACAGUCUUUGUCAAAGGACUCUGACUCCGAAGCCUCUGACCCCGAGGACGACAACAACACUGGAGUGACCAACCGACCAGCUGAUCGCCUCAUGUCUGCCGUGGCUUCCAUAGUCAUGACAGCAAUCUUCAGGUACUACGUAGUGUUCCCAGCAGUGUGAUUCUCAGCCUGGAAAUGCCCAAGAAUGGAGAAAUGACUUUCCAGAAUGGUGGAGAGUUGCACUUUCGGUCUAAGCUUAGGAGUCCAUCCUCUUCGUGUUGUGGUAAUAUUAAUGACAUAGAUAAUGAUGGUUUUUAUUAUUUGUCUAAAGUUGAGAAGAGUAUUCUAGUACAUACCCAGCAAAAGUUGGAGAAGGUCCAACGUAUAGUGACUUGAAGAAGAGCCUUAACAGAAAUGCAACGAAUACCAAGUAUUGGCUCGCUGGUUAUCCUUCUUUGCAGGAGACUUAAGUACCAGAAGCAACGGCUGCUCGUUUCAUGGCUGGAUUUAUCCACUUCGUCUGUAUAUAUACCUUAAUUAUAUCUUUUGUAUGCUGUCUUGAUUUCAAAAUGUCUCGUCAGAUGCCAUUUCAUGGAAUCCCCAAAAAGGGAACAAUGGUGUGCCUUCUUGUUUUUAGUGUAGAGAUAACUUGAAAAUUAUAAAUUGAAAAUUAACCACUUUCUUCGAUAGAGAUAGAAUUUGCUUAUUCAGGAGGUCAAUGUUUAUAAUAUCAGGUUUCAAAUUUUUCAUUUGAGUGGUUAAGACCACAGAUACACCGCGACAUGAGACAUGUUUGUCGUGAGGAAAUUUGGCUUUAUAAAAUUCAAGGGAAGUUCAGACAAUUACAACAUUAUUUAGUAAACUUUUUUGCAAUGAAGAAUGAUGUGAAGCUUUGCUUUCCUCCUCUGUCUUUUUCUCCCUUCUAGUUCUAAUUAUCUCCCACCUUCUCAUAGCAAUCUUCCUUAUCUCUUGGGGAGUCCGGAAACGUCUUGUAAGUGACUGAGCCUGUUCUGCUGGUACCAUGGAUGCAAAUUCUGCCCAAUUCUGGAGUUGGAAUAAGAAAUGAUUACAGGACUCUCAAUGGCAUUCUCUGAUAAACAACAGCACAUCCUGUAAGAGGGCUAGCGUGGCCCCUUUUUCCGAAGGAUUCUAAAGUGUCCUUUCAUGACAGUCAUCCUUCAUCCCUCUUUCCUGUGAGGUCCAGCUGUUCAUAUGCUUUCGUCAUGACCUGUAAUGGAUGCAUAAUGGCACAGGAAUGACCUCAUUGAGUUACUUGACGAAUUCCAUUGUCAUUGCCGGUGCACUAGGCCUACACUGAUGAGUUCUCAAGUCCUUCAAAGGGUGGAAUUGCCAUCCUACUUAGGCCUAUGUUUUCAUCACUGACGAGUUUCUCUGCCGUAGUGCUUAGGCUUAAGAGGCUUCGAGAAUCAGGGCAUAAAUCUUAACGUAUGUCACAGCUAGAGAUACAUAAAAGUCAGCCCCUAACUUCGAUACUUAAAAUAUGCAGCGUCAGUCUGUUAUAGAUAACUGAGGUUGUCAACCCAAAGUAUACAUAGUGUCAAAUCAUUCAACUUAAGGAAUUCAAAAUAUUAUAACCCAAUAAAUACCCAAAAUGCC
Macrobrachium nipponense is the source of this 3395-nucleotide messenger RNA. RefSeq names its product protein unzipped-like. The transcript has 2 exons. The coding region runs from base 502 to 1959 and encodes 485 amino acids. The record is from RefSeq and is a predicted model, not a curated record. Lineage: Eukaryota; Metazoa; Arthropoda; Malacostraca; Decapoda; Palaemonidae.